UUUUUUUUUUUUUUUUUUUUUACGUUUUCCCAUUGCCCAUCACUGAAUUUGAAGCAACCUCCGAGAUCUGCAAGAAGAACGUCGAUCCCUUUUCGAAUUCUGUGAUUUUUCUAUCUGGGUUUUGUGUUUUUCGUGAUGGGUUGGAGGUAUAAGGCUGGUUUGUUCCUCAUAGUGACUGUUGUUAUUAUAUGGGUAACCUCAGCCGAAGUGACCCAGGACAUAUUUACUGCUUAUAAGCAGCCUUUUGCUAUAACAUAUCUCGGAGCUUCUCUCAUGGUAGUUUACCUCCCAAUAGCAUUCCUUAAGGAUUGGUUUUGUAAUUUGGUAAAACGCCACUCUUCUAAAAGUGGUAAAAAUGCAGAAAGCUUCAGUGAGACUUGUGCUCUAAAACACAAUGGAGCGGAGACAAACUUGGAUGUGGAACUUCAGGGGAAUUUCACUAGAAAAGACAGUGAUGCUGAUAUUUCAACUCAUACUGAAGAAAGCCCCCUUGUUUCUAGGAACAAAGAUGAUCCAUAUAUAUUGAAACAAGAGAAAGAGCUUACUAACAAGGAAAUUGCUGCAUAUGGAUUUUACAUUGCGCCCAUCUGGUUUGUAACCGAGUAUCUAUCAAAUGCUGCACUUGCACGGACAAGUGUUGCCAGUACAACAGUUUUAUCCUCUACUUCUGGACUUUUUACUCUGUUCAUUGGUGCUGCCCUUGGCCAAGAUUCAUUAAAUAUGGUUAAAGUCGUUGCUGUCUUUGUUAGUAUGGCUGGUGUUGUGAUGACAACUCUUGGUAAAACUUGGGCUUCUGAUGAGUCUCAACUAACUGCUUCUGAUAAUGAACACUCCCUCAUUGGGGAUCUUUUUGGUUUACUCUCAGCUGUGUCAUAUGGGCUAUUUACUGUGCUUCUCAAAAAGUUCGCUGGUGAAGAAGGAGAGAGGGUUGAUGUGCAAAAAUUGUUUGGAUACAUUGGUCUGUUCACACUUGUUACACUUUGGUGGCUAGUUUGGCCAUUGACAGCCUUGGGAAUAGAACCAAAGUUUUCGAUUCCUCACUCUCUUAGGACGGAAGAGGUAGUUCUCGCUAACGGAUUUAUUGGAAGCGUACUUUCCGAUUACUUCUGGGCACUCUGUGUUGUGUGGACUACGCCACUAGUGGCAACGUUGGGCAUGUCGCUCACCAUCCCGCUUGCAAUGUUGGCUGACAUGUUUAUCCAUGGCCGUCACUACUCAGCGGUUUACAUGCUUGGCUCUACUCAGGUGUUUGCAGGAUUUGUAAUUGCCAAUCUUUCAGACUGGUUCUCAAAGAAGCUGGGGUUGUAGCAUUUGAUGAUAGUCUUCAUUUUGGCAUUCUUAACAAGGCAAAGUAAAAUUCUUUCAUGAGGAUAUUUUCUCUCCAUCAAUUGAAUUGCAAUGUAAAUUCUGAUGAAAACCUGUAAAAUCUGCAAUUUUGAGUAAAGAAAAUUCCAUUUGCAUAAACCAUAGAUGAUUGGAUUCUACUUGUGUUUUACCAGUGGUUGUGUAAAUUAAACUGAAAGUCUGGUUCGUUUGGGUUUUAUUUGGAUAUUGAGCCCUUAUGUAAUAAGAAUGCUUCUUUUGUUUAAAUGAAAAUUUAAGUAAUUAAUUGUCUA
Benincasa hispida (wax gourd) is the source of this 1616-nucleotide messenger RNA. Its product is annotated as EamA-like transporter family. Lineage: Eukaryota; Viridiplantae; Streptophyta; Magnoliopsida; Cucurbitales; Cucurbitaceae. Gene Ontology annotation, cellular component: membrane. The record is from RefSeq and is a predicted model, not a curated record.